This is a messenger RNA of Haemorhous mexicanus (house finch), 4418 nucleotides long. It is a transcript of the gene PC, whose product is annotated as pyruvate carboxylase. Gene Ontology annotation, biological process: gluconeogenesis; pyruvate metabolic process. Gene Ontology annotation, molecular function: pyruvate carboxylase activity; metal ion binding; ATP binding. Gene Ontology annotation, cellular component: cytoplasm. The record is from RefSeq and is a predicted model, not a curated record. Lineage: Eukaryota; Metazoa; Chordata; Aves; Passeriformes; Fringillidae. The coding region runs from base 17 to 3703 and encodes 1228 amino acids. The transcript has 21 exons.
GGACAGCACGGCCACGAUGUUCCAGCUGUGCCGCCCCCGCGGGGGCCGCGCCCUCCUGGGGCUGCGGCUGCUCCGGGGCCCCCCCGGGCCCGCCCGGCCCGUCAGCUACCGGCCCCUGCGCAAGGUCCUGGUGGCCAACCGGGGUGAGAUCGCCAUCCGGGUGUUCCGGGCCUGCACGGAGCUGGGGAUCCGUACCGUGGCCGUGUACUCGGAGCAGGACACGGGGCAGAUGCACCGGCAGAAGGCGGACGAGGCGUACCUGGUGGGGAGGGGGCUGCCCCCCGUGCAGGCCUACCUGCACAUCCCCGACAUCAUCCGCGUGGCACAGGAGAACGAGGUGGACGCCAUCCACCCCGGGUACGGGUUCCUGUCGGAGCGCGCGGAUUUCGCCCAGGCCUGCCUGGACGCCGGCGUUCGCUUCGUGGGGCCGCGCCCGGACGUGGUCAGGAAGAUGGGGGACAAAGUGGAGGCUCGGGCCAUCGCCAUCGCCGCCGGGGUGCCGGUGGUGCCGGGGACGCCGUCGCCGGUGUCGGCGCUGGCCGAGGCUCAGGAAUUCGCCGCCCGGGUCGGGUUCCCCGUGAUCCUCAAAGCCGCCCACGGCGGCGGCGGCCGCGGCAUGAGGGUGGUCCGGGCCCCCCAGGAGCUGGAGGAGAACUUCUCCCGCGCCACCUCGGAGGCUUUGGCCGCCUUUGGGAACGGGGACCUGUUCGUGGAGAAAUUCAUCGAGCGCCCGCGGCACAUCGAGGUCCAGAUCCUGGGUGACUCCCACGGGAACGUGGUCCAUCUGUACGAGCGCGACUGCUCGGUGCAGCGCCGGCACCAGAAGGUCGUGGAGAUCGCCCCGGCCGCGCGGCUGCCGCCGGAGCUCCGCGCCCGCCUGGCCGACGACGCCGUGCGCCUGGCCCGGCAGGUGGGCUACGAGAACGCCGGCACCGUGGAGUUCCUGGUGGACCAGAGCGGCGAGUACUUCUUCAUCGAGGUCAACUCGCGGCUGCAGGUGGAGCACACGGUCACCGAGGAGAUCACCGGCGUGGACCUGGUGCACGCGCAGCUGCAGGUGGCCGCGGGGCGCUCCCUGCCCGAGCUGGGGCUGGAGCAGGAGCGGAUCCGCGUCAACGGCUGCGCCAUCCAGUGCCGCGUCACCACCGAGGACCCCGCGCGCGGCUUCCAGCCCGACACCGGCCGCAUCGAGGUGUUCCGCUCCGGGGAGGGGAUGGGGAUCCGCCUGGACGGCGCCUCGGCCUUCCAGGGCGCUCUGAUCUCGCCGCACUACGACUCGCUGCUGGUCAAGGUGGUGGCGCACGGGCCGGACCAGCCGGCGGCCGCGGCCAAGAUGAGCCGGGCGCUGGCCGAGUUCCGCAUCCGGGGGGUCAAGACCAACAUCCCGUUCCUGCAGAACGUUCUGGCACACCCGCAGUUCCUGGCGGGCGCUGCUGACACUCAGUUCAUCGACGAGAACCCCGAGCUCUUCCACCUGCGGCCGGGCCAGAACCGCGCCCAGAAACUGCUGCACUACCUGGGUCACGUGAUGGUGAACGGGCCCAGCACCCCCCUGCCGGUGAAGGCCAAGGCGGCGCUGGUGGAGCCCACCCCCCCCCCCGGUGCCCAUGGGUGCCCCCCCGGCGGGGCUGCGGGCGGUGCUGCAGCGGGAGGGCCCCGGGGGCUUCGCGCGGGCGCUGCGGGGGCACCGGGGGCUGCUGCUGACCGACACCACCUUCCGCGACGCCCACCAGUCCCUGCUGGCCACGCGCGUCCGCACCCGCGACCUCGCCCGCGUCGCGCCCUUCGUGGCCCACGCGCUCAGCCCGCUCUGCAGCAUGGAGACCUGGGGAGGUGCCACCUUCGACGUGGCCAUGCGGUUCCUGCACGAGUGUCCCUGGGAGCGGCUGCGGGAGCUGCGGCGCCUGGUGCCCAACAUCCCCUUCCAGAUGCUGCUGCGCGGGGCCAACGCCGUGGGCUACACCAACUACCCCGACAACGUGGUGCACCGGUUCUGCGAGGUGGCCGUGGCCAACGGCAUGGACAUCUUCCGCGUCUUCGACGCCCUCAACUACGUGCCCAACCUGCUGCUGGGCGUGGAGGCCGCGGGCGGCGCCGGCGCCGUGGUGGAGGCCGCGCUCUCCUACACCGGCGACGUGGCCGACCCCACGCGCACCAAGUACAGCCUGGACUACUACCUGGGGCUGGCCAGGGAGCUGGUGGCUGCGGGGACACACGUGCUCUGCAUCAAGGACAUGGCGGGGCUGCUGACCCCCGCGGCCGCCCGGCUGCUGGUGGGGGCCCUGCGGGAGCAGCACCCCGAGGUGCCCCUGCACGUGCACACCCACGACACGGCCGGCGCCGGCGUCGCCUCCAUGCUGGCGGCCGCCCAGGCCGGCGCCGACGUGGUGGACGUGGCCGUGGACGCCAUGUCCGGCAUGACCUCGCAGCCCAGCAUGGGCGCCGUGGUGGCCUGCGCCCGAGGGACGCCCCUGGACACAGGCAUCGAGCUGGAGCGGGUGUUCGAGUACAGCGAGUACUGGGAGGCGGCGCGGGGCCUCUACGCCGCCUUCGACUGCACGGCCACCAUGAAGUCGGGCAACGCCGACGUCUACGAGAACGAGAUCCCGGGCGGGCAGUACACCAACCUGCACUUCCAGGCCCACGCCAUGGGGCUGGGACACAAGUUCAAGGAGGUCAAGAAGGCCUACACCGAGGCCAACAAGCUGCUCGGGGACCUCAUCAAGGUGACGCCGACCUCGAAGGUGGUGGGGGACCUGGCGCAGUUCAUGGUGCAGAACGGGCUGUCCCGGGAGGAGGUGGAGGCGCGGGCGGACGAGCUCUCCUUCCCGCUGAGCGUGGUGGAGUUCCUGCAGGGACACAUCGGGGUCCCCCCGGGGGGCUUCCCCGAGCCCUUCCGCUCCCGGGUGCUGAAGGAGCUGCCGCGGGUCGAGGGGCGCCCGGGGGCGUCGCUGCCCCCCCUGGACUUCGAGGCGCUGGGCCGGGAGCUGGGGGCGCGGCACGGGGCCCCCCCCAGCCCCGAGGAGCUGCUCUCGGCCGCGCUCUACCCCAAGGUGUUCGAGGAGUUCCGCACCUUCAGCAGCACCUUCGGGCCCGUGGCCUGCCUGGGCACCCGCCUCUUCCUCGAGGGGCCCGCCAUCGCCGAGGAGUUCGAGGUGGAGCUGGAGCGGGGCAAGACGCUGCACAUCAAGGCGCUGGCGCUCGGGGACCUGAACGCGGCCGGGCAGCGCGAGGUUUUCUUCGAGCUCAACGGGCAGCUGAGAUCCAUCCUGGUCCGGGACACGCAGGCCCUCAAGGAGAUGCACGUGCACCCCAAGGCCGAGAAGGGGGCCAAGGGCCAGGUGGGGGCCCCGAUGCCGGGGGAGGUGGUCGAGGUCCGGGUCAAGGAGGGGACGACGGUGGCCAAGGGGGACCCGCUGUGCGUGCUCAGCGCCAUGAAGAUGGAGACCGUGGUGACGGCGCCCGUGGGGGGCAAAGUCACCAAGAUCCACGUGCGCCCCGGGCUCAGCCUCGAGGGCGAGGACCUCAUCGCCGUCAUCGAGUAGAUUUCGGGGGGUUUCCCCCCCAAAAAACCCCCCCAGGUUACCCCAAAACUCCCCCGGAAACGACCUCGCGGAAAUGGGGCGCGGCCCCUUUAAGAGCCCCCUCCCCGUGGGUGGCGCCCCCUGGUGGGCGCUGGGCGGUACAACAAGGCCUUAAUUAGGGGGCGUGUCUUAAUUGGGGUGGGGGCCACGUCUUAAUUAAGAGGUGCCCUGUGAAGGGGGGGUCCCGCUUUGGGGGAGCUCCUCAAUUUUGGGGGGGGGACGACCCUAAUUGGGGGGGGGGGGGGGUCCCUUUUUUAGGGUGGUACGAUCCAUUUCAGGGGGGGUGCCCCCCCCACCCAUUUUUUUGGGCAUUUCACCCCAAAUUUGGGGGCUGAAACUUCUUGGGGGGGGGUUGGGCAGAGUUUGGGGAGGGGGUCACCCCCUUUUUGGGGGAGGGGCUUCAUUUCCCCCGAUUUUGUUGUGUCCCCCCCCCCAUUUUGAGCCGCCCUCCCCCCCCAUUUUUGGGGGUCUCCCCUCCAUUUUUGGGGUCCCCUUGGGGGGGUCCCCACCCUCCCCCCAUCCCUGCCAAGCUGCCUUAGGGGGAUCUGGAGGAUUUGGGGAGGGGGAGGGGAGGGGUCGGGUGGGUGUGGCCGCCCCUCCCCCAUCCCCCCCCCAUCCCCCCGCUUUUGCCAAACGCCCCCGGGGGUGGGGGAGGGGAGGGGGCGGAGCCUGUGACCAAAGGGGGGAAUUGAACUGGACUUUGUGGGGGGGAGGGGCCGCCCCUCCCCCCCUCCCUGCGGAACUGGAGAGGGAGGGGCCGCCCCUCCCCCAUCACCCCCUCCCCCACUCCCCCAUUUUGGGGGGUCCCGGGCAAUAAAAACUGGACUAACGGCA